UUAGUUAAUUGUAAGAAAUUCUAAAUCGUCGUCUGUCAUCAAAUGCCGUUAUUUUCCAAACGGACCGUCGGAACGUUUCCUACAGACUCUAGAAUGGUUGGAAUUAUUUUUUAGUAACGCAGGAACUUCGGUGGGGAAUUGUGGAAAUAAUUUAACUAGAGGUGUCUGAACUUCUAACAUCACUUAAAAUUCACAUAAAUUUCCCUGUAUGUAUUUCUAGAACAGAAGAAGCUACAAUGCUGAUUAAAGUCAAGACACUCACUGGCAAAGAAAUCGAGAUCGACAUCGAGCCUACAGACAAGGUGGAGAGAAUAAAAGAGAGAGUGGAGGAGAAAGAGGGAAUCCCACCCCAGCAACAGAGACUCAUCUACAGUGGAAAACAGAUGAAUGAUGAGAAAACGGCAGCUGAUUAUAAGAUCCAGGGGGGCUCUGUGCUGCAUCUGGUUCUUGCACUGAGAGGUGGGCGGGUCCAGCAGCAUCCCAGCAGCCUCCUCACAUCUAUGUAAACACCUUAGAUAUCCAAUAUAUUCACGCAUGUCGUCAGAAACCAUUUGAACCAUCUGGACUGAUGUGUGGUAGCCCCUGGAUUCUUUGUUGGAAUAUUCAUCAGUUUUUUUUCCUGCUAAUGAAUCCAACCACCCAACACCCUAAUUUGUUAUUCGUGCUCUUUUUGUUAAGUUUACAAGACAUGUUAAAAAUCAAGGUAAAACUGAUGUAUCAGUUUGUCAAUAAAAACUGAUGCAACCAUUUAA
Molecule: messenger RNA, 752 nt
Organism: Carassius gibelio (silver crucian carp)
Lineage: Eukaryota; Metazoa; Chordata; Actinopteri; Cypriniformes; Cyprinidae
Product: NEDD8
Exons: 4
Coding region: 237-506 (89 amino acids)
Biological process (GO): modification-dependent protein catabolic process; protein neddylation; regulation of proteolysis
Cellular component (GO): nucleus; cytoplasm
Molecular function (GO): protein tag activity; ubiquitin protein ligase binding
Source: RefSeq, a predicted model, not a curated record